Molecule: messenger RNA, 764 nt
Organism: Aspergillus japonicus CBS 114.51
Lineage: Eukaryota; Fungi; Ascomycota; Eurotiomycetes; Eurotiales; Aspergillaceae
Exons: 2
Coding region: 103-642 (179 amino acids)
Source: RefSeq, a predicted model, not a curated record
UUCACGGUGCCUUGGAUCUGUCUCCUGUUAGCGCUUUCCCCUCUCUACGAUGCACUCUGCUUGAAGUUGAGCAAUGUCCUUCCACCUAUCAGGGGGAGAUGGAUGAGCCCCCGAACUCCUUCCGUGAGAAGUCCUUCCAGUUCCGAAAGGAAGAACAUCGAUCUGAAGGUGGGUUGCUGGGGUCCUUCUCCAGGUCACCUGAGGAACAGCCCUGUGUGCGCAAACAUUGCAGGCUCUACCACAUACUCAACCCCGAGCCGGACAAACAAUCGUUAUUCGCCUAGCGGGCAGCCAACCCCGUUACAGUUCUGCAGGCUGGUGAAGACCGGAGCACAUCAAUAUAUUAAACCAACAGGGGUGGCGCCACUCGAUGUCCGAGCAACAACCACAAAUAGGCAGAAGGACCAACUGCGUCUGACUGCGAUUUCCAUCGGACGUGGUCGGUGUAUACCCGAUUUAACAGCCUCCGUUCAUCCGUGCUGCUCGAGCUUACUGCUCCUGAGUCCAUUGUCAGAAUCUGACGGGUGUUUUCCUUUCACGACGGCGCAGGCGACAAUAGCAGGGUUCAAGAAAUUUCUCAUUCCAACACCUUCGCAGGGUCUGACUCUUUGGGAAACCUGUCCCCGCCAAUCGCAGCUCUGACCCCGCAUAGGAUGACCGGCUUUGACACCCUAUUUUAAUUAAACCCCAUGACGGGGUCGGAGUCUGUUGGCGCACCGCCGCUUAGAGUCCGUCGCCUAUGUCCAAUCCCGUAAUUCAACUGG